GAUAGGCAGUCAGUUAGCAGACACAUUCUCUUAUCUAAAGAGGAUGCAACACUAUGGCUGUCAAGUCAGAUAACAGACUGGUUUUAUAGCUUAGUUAUUUUAAAUACUUUUUUUAAAAGUUUGCAUUGGUUGUAUUUGAAGAUGCAUGUUUUGGGGAUUUACACCCUUUGGAUUUUAUUCCAUGCAGCACUAAGCAACUAUUCUGAAGAUCAAUGCAGCUGGAGAGGGAGUGGUUUAUCCCAGCAGCAAGGCAGCGUGGAGCAGAUCUCCCUCCACUGCUCCGAGGGUACCUUGGACUGGCUGUACCCCAAAGGAGCCCUGCGUCUCACCCUCUCCCCUCGAUUGCCCUCCUUGGCGGUGGGCCCGGGGGGCGGCGGCAGCUCGGGCCUCAUCACGGCCUGCGUCAAGCCCUCUGAGCACUUCCGAGGGGCCCAGCUCUACCUGGAGAGGGAUGGCGUCUUGGAGCUCCUAGUAGGGGACCGACCAGAAUCGUCCCCUCCGCCUAGGGUGCGCUGCUUCAGCCGCCUGCCGGGGGAGAAAGUGGCUCUCUUCAUGCAAGCGACGCCGCAUCAAGACAUUAGCCGGCGCAUUGCAUCCUUCCGAUAUGAGCUGAGGGGUGACUGGACGGCACACUUGUCACUUGACUCGAACCACAUCAGUACUGUUGAAGCGUGCAGACCCUGCAACGACACAGAGAUCCUCAUGGCAGUGUGUACCAGUGACUUUGUGGUGCGAGGCAACAUCAGGUCCGUGGAGGAGGACGAAAACCUCCGAGCGGCAGUCAUCAAGGUCAGCGCCACGCGGGUCUUUCGCCAAAAGUACGCACUCUUCACCACCAACAGCCGUGUGGCCGCCCGGGGAGACAUUCGCACCCUGCUGCAGUGCGGUGUCAAACCAGGGCCCGGCAGCUUCCUUUUCACCGGUCGGGUUCACUUCGGCGAGGCCUGGUUGGGCUGCGCCCCUCGCUACAAGGACUUCCUGCAGGCUUACACCGCGGCAAAAGCAACCCAGCAGAUUCCAUGCGAACUUCCUGUAGACUGAGCUUCCAAAGGUUGUCGCUAUUUGUCUACUACGUAAAUCCGAGGCGGAACAGACCGAUGAGCCGAUCUGCUUCGAGUUGAGGGAGAAGCCAUAUUGAGCCACUCAAGGAGAGAAAUGGACUUUUCCCCAAAACCCAUUUCAGUGCAAUAUCAGCUCCAAUAAGAGGUUAUGGUGCUGUGACAUCAGCGUCCUGGUUGGCGCGGAGGAUAGAAGCUUUUUGAAAAAGUUUAACCAGUGGCAAGCUGUACAUUUGGUACCUGGGCCUUCAGUGGGACCAUCAGUAAUGCUGUACUACAUCCUCAUCACAUUUGAUCUAAAAACAUGGCAAAGACACAAAGCCGAACAUACCCACCAUAGAUGCUGAUGAUGGACUGAAUGAAUGUGAGCAGAUGACUUUCACGUCAGAGAAAACUGCUGACAUUAUCGUAUGGCAGCUACAGUACGAGCUUGAACCAUGAGGCAAAUUUAAACUCUGAUUGGGUAAAAAAAAAAAAAAUUAUUGCCAGAAAAACAACCUAAUUGAACGAUCUACCGUAAUUUUCGGACUAAAAGGCGCACCUGACUAUAACUAGCCAACCACCACAUUUGACAGGAAAAUGGCGUUUGUUCAUAGAUAAGCCGUGCUGGACUAUAAGCCACAGCUAUCCAUGCUGUAUUAUGGGAUAUUGACACCAAAAAACUUAAUUUGACAGCGUCAUCAUAAGAUUCUCUAAGACCAAAUGAACAAUCAUGUAGCUUUCAAUCAACUGGGUGUAAAGCUUCAUUGCUUCAAGAAGCUUCAUUUGGCCAUCACUGCUCCCUUGGGGGAGACAGUCAACCUCUGCUGCCACCUGCUGUCAACACUGUUGUCAUCCAACAUUCCUCCUAGCAUGCAUUGCAGCACUACAGAUGUAAAUAACAAUCAAAAUUCAUAUUCUGUUCAUGUUCUGUUAUUUCUUCAGUUACUGUUCCAAUUGUUUCAUUAAUUGCUAGCUAUGAUAUUUGGUAACACUUUAUUUGACAGUGGUGCCAUAAAACUGUCAUAAUACCAUCAUAAUUAUGACCUUGAAACUGCAACGAGCAUUAAUGAAUGCUUAUGACCCGAGGUGGACAUAAAUGGAGUUAGUGACAUAAUAUGCCGGAUGAUACUUAAUGACAUCUGUCAUAAGCAUUCAUUCAUGCCCAUGAUAGUGUCAUGUUAUAAUUAUGAUAGAGAAAAGUAGCGGCUUAUAGUCCGAAAAUUACGGUACAUACAAAUAUUAGAAUUUAGCCUUCUACAUAGGAGUCAUGAAAACUCAGGAAAUUGAUGGAAAUUAACCCCAAGGGAAGACAAAAUGCUUCCUAGCUGUCAAACGAGAGGUGGUCGGCUAUGUGAGUGGACGACUGCUGUUAGUAGGAGAUUCAAAAUCAAAGCAAAUUGCACUGAGUGAAAGAAAGGGAAUGAAUCGUGAUGCUGCAAACACUAAAAACCAAAUAAAUACAAAGCAAGUAUAUGUAGCACUAAGGUGCAGCUAAGAAUUUAAUAUAUGUGCAUACAGAUUUUGUAAGUAUGUACAGUCGAUGAGUUGCCCUAUUCUGGAAAAAUAAUAAUCGACAAAGUGUUUUCUAAUUGAGAAGGCAAGCUAGAAUGAAGAAAGUUUUUUUGUAAAUAUAUAUACAAAACGCUGUUUUCUUAUGUGCACUAUUUCAGGAGAUUGUACCAAACGACUUUUAAGUGCCGAAGUCUUAAGAACACUGCUAUGUGUAAAAUAUAUGUGAAUACAACAAACAUGUAAAUAUGUGUAUAAGAAAUUCUAAAAAUGUAAAUGUGUCAGUAUUGUUUUUUUAAUGUUUUGACAUUUUGUGUCACUUAAAUAUACUUAAAGAAAACAACUAUU
This is a messenger RNA of Corythoichthys intestinalis (scribbled pipefish), 2897 nucleotides long. RefSeq names its product meteorin, glial cell differentiation regulator (gene metrn). Gene Ontology annotation, biological process: glial cell differentiation; positive regulation of axonogenesis. Gene Ontology annotation, molecular function: hormone activity. The transcript has 4 exons. The record is from RefSeq and is a predicted model, not a curated record. Lineage: Eukaryota; Metazoa; Chordata; Actinopteri; Syngnathiformes; Syngnathidae. Bases 142 to 1041 code for a protein of 299 amino acids.